Messenger RNA from Botrytis fragariae, 1278 nucleotides. Its product is annotated as putative ethanolamine kinase protein. The record is from RefSeq and is a predicted model, not a curated record. Gene Ontology annotation, cellular component: cytoplasm. Bases 1 to 1278 code for a protein of 425 amino acids. The transcript is spliced from 2 exons. Gene Ontology annotation, molecular function: choline kinase activity; ethanolamine kinase activity. Lineage: Eukaryota; Fungi; Ascomycota; Leotiomycetes; Helotiales; Sclerotiniaceae. Gene Ontology annotation, biological process: phosphatidylcholine biosynthetic process; phosphatidylethanolamine biosynthetic process.
AUGGCCACAACAUCAACGCCGAAUACUUCUUCGAUUGGCAAGAUCCGCUUUAUCCCUCUCUCUUAUAACUCCGCCGAGUCUCAAACAUCAGCCUUACGUCUAAUCCUGACCCUGCGCCCCGAAUGGGAACAAACUGAUGGCAAAAUCGAGUUCAUACGAUUUACGGAUGGCAUAACAAACACAUUAUUGAAGGUUAUCAACAAGAGACCUGGGCUCACCACGGAAGAGAUUGAUAAUGAGGCAGUCCUGCUGCGGGCAUAUGGUCAAGGAACCGAUUUAAUUAUCGACCGAGAACGUGAGACUCAAAAUCACGAGUUACUUACGCAAUACAAUUUAGCACCAGCAUUACUUGCCCGAUUUAAGAAUGGAAUGCUAUAUCGAUUCAUUAGAGGAGCGGUCACUAGUCCAGCAGACCUCAGACAGCAAAGAAUUUGGCGUGGAGUAGCUAGACGAUUGGCAGAGUGGCAUGCGGUUGUUCCUUGUCUGGCGACGAAUCAUGAGGUCCAACCCACAGAAAUAAAUGGUAGUGAACAAUUUGCUUUUCCAGCUGCAUUAAGCAAGGUGGAGCCUGCUCUCCAAUCUGCCAUUGACAAUACCGCUCCUGGCAAACCAGCCCCUAAUGUCUGGACGGUGAUGCAAAAAUGGAUAUAUGCACUUCCAGUGGGAUCAGAGGUAGAAAAGACUCGACAGGCAACUUUGCAAAAGGAACUGACUCGCCUGGUUGCUGAGCUCAGCAAUCGACCUGGUCUUGGUGAAAAUAGUCUCGUAUUUGCCCACUGCGACCUUCUAAGUGGUAAUGUUAUCGUGCAACCCCAACCCACUGGCACUACUACCCCCGCUGCAGUAGAAACAGUCAGUUUCAUCGAUUACGAAUAUGCCACUCCUUCUCCAGCAGCUUUUGACAUUGCCAAUCAUUUCGCGGAGUGGGGAGGGUUUGAUUGCGAACAUCAAUACAUGCCCACGCGCGCAGAAAGACUCGAUUUCAUUCGGGAAUAUAUUCGAAACUAUUUUGCUCAAUUGAAGCAAACUUGCGACGAAGAAGCAGAGGUUCAGAAAAUGUUUACCGAAGUGGAUAUAUUCAGGGCGGUUCCAGGGUUCUAUUGGGGAAUUUGGGCAUUGAUCCAGGCCACGAUAUCUCAAAUCGAUUUUGACUAUGCUGCAUAUGCAGAAAUUAGAUUGGGAGAAUAUUGGGCCUGGAGGGGAGAGAAUGAUGGUAGUCGAGCGGCGUCUGGCAAGGAAAUAUCCUUGAGAGAGCGAAGAUGGGCGCAGGACGCAUAA